AUAGCAAGUCUCUCGUUUUUCAGCUUGCAGAGGCGGUUUUUUGUGUUUGAUGAACCACUAGUCCGGCCCUCAGCAACAAUAGCAAAAGAAAAGCGGCCAGACCAUGUCUUCCCAAGAGCGGAGCGGGGUUCGUAAGCUGGCCCGCGAAGCUGCCAUCCAAAUCGCGUCUGGCGGCUCGGCAGGGUUCGUCGAGAUCUGCAUGAUGCAUCCGUUGGACGUCGUCAAGACGAGAUUCCAGGUGCAGCGCAACAACGUCGCUCCCGAACAGCGCUACAAAUCCAUCGCGGACUGCUUCCGGAGGAUGAUCCGAGCAGAAGGAUUCCUGUCCAUCUACAAGGGCAUCCUCCCGCCGAUCCUGGCCGAAACGCCCAAACGAGCCGUCAAGUUCUUCACCUUUGAACAGUACAAAAAGCUCUUUUCGUACGGCUCGCCUCCGCAGGCUGUCACGCUGUCCCUAGCAGGCCUCUUCGCCGGUCUCACAGAGGCUGUCUUCGUGAACCCUUUCGAAGUGGUCAAGGUCCGGCUCCAGACUGACCGUGAGGUCGUGACUCGGCAGCCGAGUACCUUUGCCGUAGCACGUAGCAUAUACCGCGCGGCCGGUUUCGGACUGCGCGGUCUCAACCUAGGACUGACUUCGACUCUGGGACGUAACGGUGUCUUCAACAUGGUCUACUUCGGGUUCUACUUCACCGUGAAGGACAAGCUUCCCAAGGUCGAGAGUGAGGCGGCGACGUUCGCGAUGCGACUGGCCACUGGGUUCGUCGCCGGCACUGGAGCGUCGAUGGUCAACAUCCCGUUCGACGUGGCCAAGAGUAGAAUCCAGGGACCUCAGCCGGGACCUCAUGGAACUAUCAAGUACAGGACCUGUCUGCAGAGCAUGCGCACCGUCUACGUCGAGGAAGGUUUCCUGGCGCUGUACAAGGGUUUGCUGCCCAAGGUUCUUAGACUGGGACCGGGAGGGGCUGUCAUGCUCGUGGUCUACGAGCACAUGAACGAGUUCCUCAGGAAUAAGUUCCCGGGUUGAUGCUUUUUGGAGGCUAGCCGAAGUGCCGACCCGUAGGCACUGACAGAUGUGGAUCGACACGGUGGACUUUUAGGUUACCCUUUCUUUGGCGCGAGCACCUUGCUUUUCAUUGAACUUUGGCAGAGUACUGAUUGUGUCUUAUUAAAACUCAGAGAAGGUUUGAUUCUCAGGCCUGACAUUUUGGCAGCUGGAUGGCAUUGUGUCUUUUCAAACCUGUCCUUGACUGCAGUCCGUAAUGAAAACUGAUUUUGAUUGCACGUGCGCAUUGGUGCAGGGUGACGGAUGGUUGGACACACUUAGUUACCGCGAUUGUGAUGUGUUGGGGGAAGCAAUAUGAAAUGUCCGGUUUAAUCAUAGAUGUCUAUUCUUGUGUGUUUUGGCCGGCGUACAUUUGUUGUGUGCUAUAUGUUAUGUUUGUUGGAUAUUAGAUGUGUGUAUAGUAUAAAAAUAAUAUACGCGGUAUUUUUCUUGUUCUGGCAUAUCAUUGCCUUGUUUUAUAGAACGUAUGGUUUGCUCCUCUGGUGAGAGCGGUGUAGGCAUGCUUGUUUUGGAAAGGGGCACCCCUGUGUUUCACUGGCUUGGAAGAAGUUACGCAACGGGUAUAUAUCGCCAGAUGUGGCCUCUUGUGCUUCCCUGUUAUAUUGAGGCCGUCUGUCAGGCGCCAUGUCAAUAAGCCUCUGCGACUCGUGGAAGUCGGACCACUCAGAUAAAUAAAUAGGCGCAAAUAAAUAUGAAAUUGAACACGUGUAACGGC
Molecule: messenger RNA, 1778 nt
Organism: Ixodes scapularis (black-legged tick)
Lineage: Eukaryota; Metazoa; Arthropoda; Arachnida; Ixodida; Ixodidae
Product: mitochondrial 2-oxodicarboxylate carrier
Exons: 3
Coding region: 104-1024 (306 amino acids)
Biological process (GO): transmembrane transport
Source: RefSeq, a predicted model, not a curated record